CUGGCCUCUCCUGCCUCCCUCUUCCCCUGCCCAGCCUGGCAUCGGCACAGUCCACACACUGCUCUCCUUGCAGCCAACACAGGCCUCCCGACCACAGGGAAAACCAUGGAGACUUCAGGACCUUCUUCCCAGACUCAAGAUCACAGUCGAGUCCCUGGAGAAACAGAAGAUCUGGACUAUGGAGAGACGGAUUUCCACAAGCAAGACAGGGAAGCUGGACUCUUUCCUCAAGAACAACCCAAGAGAGACAAGUGUUUUUCCUCCUCCUCCUCCUCUUCAUCUUCUUCCUCCUCUUCCUCUUCGUCAUCCUCCUCUUCUUCAGGGAGCAGUGAUGAGGACCAGCAUCCCAGAGUAACUGGAAAACGUCGGCAGAGCCAAGGGGCUGGACACCCUCCCAGGGACAGCUCACCUGGUGCUGUGCAUGAGGAGCCUGACCUUUUGAAGGAUGAGCUUCAGCUCUAUGGAGGUGUCCCCGGAGAGGUGGUGCCCUCUGGAGAAUCAGGACUCCGAAGGAGAGGCUCUGACCCAGCAAGUGGAGAAGUGGAAGCCUCUCAGUUAAGAAGACUGAAUAUAAAGAAAGAUGAUGAGUUUUUCCAUUUUGUCCUGCUCUGCUUUGCCAUUGGGACCUUGCUGGUGUGUUAUCACUAUUACGCAGACUGGUUCAUGUCCCUUGGGGUCGGCCUACUCACCUUCGCCUCCCUGGAGACCGUUGGCAUCUACUUUGGGCUUGUGUACCGGAUCCACAGCGUCCUACACGGCUUCAUCCCCCUCCUUCAGAAGCUUAGGCUGAUGGGGUUCAGGAAGACCGACUGAGGCUGAGGCAGGGCCGACAGCCAGGCUGAGCCCCACCAUGAUGGCCACUGCAUCUCCCGAGUGCACAAGGACAGAGCCACGUUCUGGGAGACACGCGGGCGGGCUAGGCUAGAGCAAUAAAGAGAGCUCUUUUCCUUCCAUGUAGUCUGAACGUUGGCACCGGCCCAGGCCUAAGUAUCAUUCGGGCAGCACUGGCAUGCAGUCCAGCUGCCAGGAUGACAUGCAGAGGGAAGGUGCCAGGCCUAUCUCCUCCAAGUUACCUGGAUCAAGCAGGAGGAUUCUAGGAUGUCACUGCUCUCAGGAGACAGUAGGAGACCCCUGGGCCCUACAAGCUAUAAUCUGUGUGGGCUUCAGAUUUCUCUAGAGUCCCUAGGGCAUCCAGGUGGGCUCUUCAUCUUUUGAAUCAACGAGGAAAGACAGACAGCCCACUGACAUAAGGCAAGGAACCAUCAUGCCAGGCCCCCAGGUGAACCUGAUACAGGUGAGAUGUUGGGGACUAAAGCCACAGCACCUUGUCUCAGCCCCAUCACCUAGCACCAGCCCUGCUGCCUUGGAUUCCAUCAAGAUUCAAAUAAACAUUUUCUUCCCUGGACUAAAAAGAAUCAGCUAAAUGUUCCUUCAGGUUUCUUGAGCAUGAGAACACACUGGGAGUCUCCUUUGACCCCAUCUAGUUGGGGAGGGCACCUUGUCUACUGGAUAAGGUGUAAAAGGGAAUAAAUGUAAAGUCCCUUGAUGGCACAAGUUCAGAAACAGGGUUUUACAAACAUUGCUAUGAAAAGAUCUGGGGCUGUUAGGUACUCUAAGCCCAACAAAUACCAAAGCAGUAAAAUAGGAGCACACAUACACAAAAAUCUGUUGCAAACUUGGGUUUCGUAAAUGGAGGUACAGAGUCUAGAUUGAAGGAGGUGACAGUAGAUCCUACUUUACACAGCUAGUCCACACCAACAGCAUGUAUUCAGAUCUGGAUUCGCAUGUCAAGAACAAUAGUGACAAGCUAGAGAACACCCAGAAGAAACCAGAGUGAGAAAAUAAAGAACGACCGAAGAAAUGAGAACUCUUCAACUUGCAGAAGAGGAAAGUGGGACCUUCACUGAGCUCACAGACUCUUGGAGGAUAUUUUCUCAAGUGUUUUUGAUGGUCCAGGUACAGUCACAUAUGUUAUCUGGUUUAAUUCUCAUAGCAGCUUUGAGAGGUGUCAAUCAUCCUCAUUUUGCAGAUGGUGAAACAGAGACUCAAAGAAGUUUAGUAACUUGUUUGAGUUCCUACAGUAAGUGGCGGAGCUGUGAUUUGAACCCAAACCUGUGUUCUCCUUACUCUGAGCUUCCUUACAAAGUGUGGCUAGUCUCGGCCCCCAUCCCAGGCACAGCAGCCCUGAGGCUGCUGCAGUUUUUCCCAGUGUUUCCCAAACUUUGGGAUUUCUCAAAGUUAGAGAAUAUUUUUUACAAAGUGACAGGAGGGGGGCGCCUGGCUGGCUCAGUCCGGGGAGUGUGGGACUCUUGAUCUCAGGGUUGUGAGUUCUAGCCCUGUGUUGGGUAUAGAGAUUACUUAGAAAUAAAACCUUUAGGGGUGUCUGGGUGGAUCAGUCGGUUAAGUGUGUGACUCUUAAUUUCGGCUCAGGUCACGAUCUCAUGGUUCAUGAAUUUGAGCCCUGCAUCCGGCUCUCUGCUGUCAGCACAGAGCCCAUUUUGGAUCCUCUGUCCUCUUCUCUCACUGCCUCUCCCCCACUUGCUGUCUCCCCCCCAUCUCUCUCUCCCUAUCUCUCUCUCUCCCUCUCUCUCUCUCUCUCAAAAAUAAACAUUAAAAACAAUCUUUAAAAAGAAGAAAAUCUGGGGCGCCUGGGUGGUUCUGUCGGUUAAGCGUCUGACUUCAGCUCAGGUCAUGAUCUCACAGUCUGUGAGUUCAAGCCCCGUGUUGGGCUCUGUGUUGACAGCUCAGAGCCUGGAGUCUGCUUCAGUUUCUGUGUCUCCCUCUCUCUUUGCCCCUCCCCUGCUCAUGCUCUGUCUCUCUCUGUCUCAAAAAUAAAUAAAAACAUUAAAAAAAAAAAAGAAAAUCUUAAAAAAAUAAUUAAAUAAAAUAAAAAGUAGGAAGAGGGCUGCCAACUCUCCCUUGAUAACUGAGGACAAUAAAAACAACAAAAAACAUCAACUUUCAGCAUCAUUUUGUGAAAGAAACAAUAGUUUUACACCAAAAAAGCAGGGAAAUUAUCAUCAGAAGCAAAAUAAGGUUUUAAAUGAAUAAAUGGAGCUUUAUGAAAAUGGUACUGUAUGAAAAUGCCCUUUUUCCUCAAAUCACUGUGGUUUGGUAAAAAAAAUCUUCUUUGGGAAACCAUGAAACUAGAGAAUUAAAUUCCUGAGGACUCGUACAUCCUUUUUUUUCUACUCGUGUUCUAAGACACCUCUCUCAAUGAAGCUUAAGGCAUUAUUUCAGAAGAAUAGUGACCUACGGGUAGGGAAUG
Panthera uncia (snow leopard) is the source of this 3268-nucleotide messenger RNA. It is a transcript of the gene TMEM40, whose product is annotated as transmembrane protein 40. The transcript has 12 exons. The coding region runs from base 106 to 813 and encodes 235 amino acids. The record is from RefSeq and is a predicted model, not a curated record. NCBI's taxonomy places the organism in Eukaryota, Metazoa, Chordata, Mammalia, Carnivora, Felidae.